Messenger RNA from Gopherus flavomarginatus (Mexican gopher tortoise), 2746 nucleotides. RefSeq names its product calmodulin regulated spectrin associated protein family member 3 (gene CAMSAP3). Lineage: Eukaryota; Metazoa; Chordata; Testudines; Testudinidae. Gene Ontology annotation, molecular function: calmodulin binding; microtubule minus-end binding. Gene Ontology annotation, cellular component: microtubule minus-end. The coding region runs from base 118 to 1758 and encodes 546 amino acids. The record is from RefSeq and is a predicted model, not a curated record. The transcript is spliced from 13 exons. Gene Ontology annotation, biological process: negative regulation of microtubule depolymerization; cytoplasmic microtubule organization.
GAUCAGGGCCGGAGGAGGAGACGCGCCGGGGAUGCGCUCGCUGCCGGCCUCUUGUGCAUCAGCAGCGGGCGGGGCGCCAGCCCCCUUCCCCAUGGAGCGGGGCUGCUGAGCCGGGCCAUGGUGGCCGCCGCCCCCGCUGCCGCCGCGGCGAUGAGGAAAAGCUUCCUGGUGCCCGAGAUCAAGCCCCUGGAUCAGUAUGACUUCCCCCGGGCGCGCAGCGCCGCCAGCCUGGCCUGGGCGCUGGCCAAGGGCUACGGGGGCGCAGAGAACGUGCCAGAGGAGCUGCGUGACCCCUUCUACACAGACCAGUACGAGCAGGAGCACAUCAAGCCGCCCGUGACGCGCCUGCUGCUCUCCUCAGACAUUUACUGCCGGGCCUGCUGCCAGGUGCUGCCCCCUGACGAUGUGACCGUGCCUGCCCCCAAGGACAAUGCUGCCCUGCUGGCGCUGCUGGGGCGCCGUGGCCUGGCCCCCACCUACCAGGAUAAGGCCGUCAAGGAGGCCGACCUGCGCCAGAAACCCAUCAAGAUGGGUGCACACCUGGCAGUGAUUGACUCCCUGAUGAUAGCCUUUGCUGUGGAAUCCACCCACUCACUGAGUGCCCCCCCUGGCACCGACCUUGGCGCUGGCUCCUGGGAGCAGAAGCUCCUCUGCUGGGUGGACACGGUGAACCGCAAGCUGCAGGAGAGCACAGAGCGUGAGGGCUCGCAGCAGCUAGUGCCUGGCACAGAGGGCCAGUCCCAGUCCCCAGCAAGCGGCCCCAAGUGUCCCACCAGGUGGUACUGGAAACUGGUUCCUCAUGCCAUCGCUUUUUGUUUGAAGGAAUCGGGGAGUAAACCUCCUGUGAUCCGGUACCGGAAGGACAAGGUGCUGCCCAAACAGACGCCCUGCUUCACACCCGUCAUGGGCAUGAAGGACUUGGCCAAUGGGGGUGCCAUCGCUGCCACCAUUCACUAUUACUGCCCUGAUGUGGUGCGUCUGGAGGACGUGUGCCUGAAGGAGACCAUGUCGGUGGCCGACAGCCUCUACAACCUGCAGCUGAUCCAGGAAUUCUGCACUAAGUACCUGGGCGGCGGCUGCCCCCUGGCACUGGAGGACCUGCUCUAUGUGCCCCCAGUGCUGAAGAUCAACAUUGGGGUGUUCCUGGCUGAGCUCUUCCUGUGCUUCGAGGUGCUCAAGCCGGAUUUCGUGCGCCCCAAGGAGCUGAGGGGACUCAAAGAUCCUCCUGCAGCGAGCGACUCCCUGACGCCCAGCAGUGGGAACAGCAACAGCCGUGAGCGGGACUGGGAGAAUGCAUCUACUGCCUCGUCGCCUGCCUCUGUGCCUGAGUACACAGGGCCCAAGCUCUAUAAAGAACCAAGCGCCAAGUCCAACAAGCACAUCAUCCACAACGCGCUGUCCCACUGCUGCCUGGCCGGCCGCGUCAAUGAGCCCCACAAGAACAAGAUCCUGGAGGAGAUGGAGAAGAGCAAGGCCCAUCACUUCCUGAUCUUGUUCCGAGACUCCAGCUGCCAGUUCCGGGCGCUCUACACACCAGCUGGGGAGACAGAGGAGCUGACGCGCUUGACGGGCUACGGUCCCCGCACCAUCAGCCAGGCCAUGAUCGAGGGCAUCUACAAGUACAACUCGGACCGCAAGCGCUUCACCCAGAUCCCUGCCAAGACCAUGUCUAUGAACGUUGAUGCCAUCACCAUCCAGGGCCACCUCUGGCAGACCAAGAAGCCAGGCACCCCCAAGAAGCCAGGCACCCCUAAAUAACCUCACCUGGCCUCUGAGCUGAGCUAGCCCUUCCCACAGCUGCUGCUGCAGGACCCCUGGGCCCUGGCUGUGCUCCCAGGCAGAGCCCAGCAAGGGGGGGGAAGGGCUUAUCCUGGGAACUGCCAAAUACACUAAUAAACUAUGGGGGCAAAGGGCAUGGGAGGGGGAGAACUGACUUGGUAAGGCCUGGCCCUACCCCUACCCUAUGCUGAGGGGAGGGGCUGUGUGCCCUUAGGCUGGCUCCUCUGCUCUCUGGCCCCCUAGCCAUCUGAAUGUCAGACUGCACCCCAGGGGCAUGUCUCUCCCCCUCCCUCCAUGAGGUGUAGCUCAGCCCCUAGGCUGUGUAUAUUAUACAUAACUAUACAGAGAUUGAGCUAUUUAAAUGAUUUUGCAAUGAUUUGUAUAUAGUGAGUUGCAUUUGAUAAGCAGACUGGGAUGAGCCGGGGGUUGGGGGGUGUCUGUCUUCAUGUCUUGUCUAUUUUGUAUCUUCUGAGCUUCUGCCACAAUUGAAUGAUGUAUUGAAUUUUCCCCCUUGCAGGAAGGGUGCUGGGCACAGGACUGGGCACCAUGGGCACUGCCUCAGCCCUGGGGGGAGGGGACCUGGCCUGAGCCCACUUGUGGCUGCCCCAGGGAGCAGGACUCCCAGUGCCCAUGGCUUCCCCUGCCCCCACAAGCCCAGGUAGCUGCUGUCUGUGCCCCUGCCCCUGGUUGGGGUUGUCCUGCCAGCCCUGUCACUUCCAGAGUGGCUGUGCCCAGCUGGGAGGGGCCUGCUCCUUUCUAGGGGGCUGACUGGAGCAGAGGGAAGGGCAGCUGGGCCUGGUCAGGUGACAGCCCCCUGGCACUGAUUCCUGGGCUGUUGGCCCCCAGGGCUGGGUGAAGGGGGCAGGGCUUGCUGGCUCCCGGUGGUGGGGGAGACAGGGACCUGAGUAAUGCUGUAGUGAGCUGGCAGGGCCCUCACCCUGUCACUUAAUAAAGUAACUUAAAGGAG